Messenger RNA from Lachancea sp. 'fantastica', 1041 nucleotides. NCBI's taxonomy places the organism in Eukaryota, Fungi, Ascomycota, Saccharomycetes, Saccharomycetales, Saccharomycetaceae. The record is from the annotation of a GenBank genome assembly.
AUGAGUUUUCAAGAGUUCUCAGAAUGGAGAGUUCAUAAGAUAGGUGAAAAGCUGUUUUACGGAUCAGUUGGAAAUACUAGCAAUCCAGACUUCUUCAAGUUCUGUCUUGCAGCAAAAUUCGAACAACCUUUAGUUGCAGAUUUCAGAUCAGAGGAUGUAAAUCAGCAAGCAUUGAAGCAAGGACUUGUUGUCAGGACAGGUAUCGACGUUUUUACUACUGUUUUGCAACUUCUGAAGAACUCCACGUCUCUUCUCCAGCUUUCUUUGACCGACCACAACUUAAUCGUUGAUUGUACGCUUUUUGACAACAUAGCUUUAAGGUUGGCUACAGAGACAGCAGGUGUUGAUAUUAACGGCUCGUUAGAAAUUCAACAAUCCAUUGUCGAAUCGUUGUCGUGCGCUCUAACCGUGCAAACCGGUAUCGUCGACCACCUACACAAAACUGUAAUACAGAAGGAUCAAGCACUCGCCUUUUUGGCCGCAAGCAUUAAAGAUCUGGGUUUCACAGAUGUGAUCCGCCGGUGGGCACCCGCGAAUUCGUUAAAUGAGAAGAUCUUGAAAAGUUUUGAUUUUGAAGAGUGGUUGAAGCAAUGGAGCUCCAUCCCAGAUGCUUCCAGCAAGAGCCAACGACCGGCUGGGCAAACGAAUGCUUUCCAAGACCUGAUGCUGAAAAAAGUUACGUUCGAUCGAGAGCAUUGUGUAGAUUCGCCAGAAAAUGCAACGGGGACCUCUUUUGUCGGUGACGAUUUCGGUUCUUUCCACUCCGACACUCAAAACAGCGACUUGUCCAGAGUUCAUCCUGAGGAUCCAAAAGAGAAUCAUGGCCAAGCAGUGAAAAUAGAGGAAUUGAAUCAGGAUCUGUCUGUUAGUGGUUCUGAGAAUCAUUCUGAGAUCAGAACAUCUGCUUCGACAAAAGAGCAAAGUGCAGACCGUCAACAGACCCCGUUUAGUGAUUUUGCCAAAUCAUCUUCACCUGAAUCCGCUGUUGACCGUUCUCCGAGUAAGAAAAAACGUAAAUUCGGCAGGGUUCGCGUGGAUUAG